Molecule: messenger RNA, 2466 nt
Organism: Gavia stellata (red-throated loon)
Lineage: Eukaryota; Metazoa; Chordata; Aves; Gaviiformes; Gaviidae
Gene: NTRK2
Product: neurotrophic receptor tyrosine kinase 2
Exons: 18
Coding region: 1-2466 (821 amino acids)
Biological process (GO): positive regulation of kinase activity; protein phosphorylation; trans-synaptic signaling by neuropeptide, modulating synaptic transmission
Cellular component (GO): plasma membrane; axon; signaling receptor complex
Molecular function (GO): ATP binding; brain-derived neurotrophic factor receptor activity; brain-derived neurotrophic factor binding
Source: RefSeq, a predicted model, not a curated record
AUGGUGUCCUGGCGGCGGAGGCCGGGGCCCGGCCUGGCGCGGCUGUGGGGCUUGUGCUGCCUGGUGCUGGGCUGCUGGCGGGGCGCGCUGGGCUGCCCCGCGUCCUGCCGCUGCAGCUCCUGGCGGAUCUGGUGCGCGGAGCCGGCGCCGGGCAUCGCCUCCUUCCCCGUGCCGCAGCGGAGCGCCGAGGGCGACAAUGUCACCGAGAUUUACAUCGCAAACCAGCGAAAAUUAGAAAGUAUCAAUGACAAUGAAGUUGGAUUUUAUGUUGGACUUAAAAAUCUGACCGUGGUGGAUUCAGGCUUAAGAUUUGUGUCCCGUCAGGCAUUUGUGAAAAAUGUCAACCUACAAUACAUCAAUUUAUCCAGAAACAAGCUCUCAAGUUUGUCCAAGAAGCCUUUUCGCCAUCUGGGUUUGUCUGAUCUGAUAUUGGUGGACAAUCCAUUCAAGUGUUCCUGUGAAAUUAUGUGGAUCAAGAAAUUCCAAGAGACCAAGUUUUAUACAGAAACUCAGGAUUUGUAUUGCAUAGAUGACAACAACAAGAGGACAGCCUUGCUGGAUAUGAAGGUCCCAAACUGCGACUUGCCCUCAGCAAACUUAAGCAAUUACAACAUCACUGUGGUGGAAGGAAAGAGUAUCACAUUGUACUGUGAUACUACUGGCGGGCCACCUCCUAAUGUGUCCUGGGUCCUCACUAAUCUUGUUUCAAACCAUGAGAGUGACACAAGUAAGAACCCUGCCUCGCUAACUAUAAAGAACGUGUCAUCCAUGGACAGCGGACUGUGGAUUUCCUGCGUAGCAGAGAACAUUGUGGGAGAGGACCAAGCCUCUGCUGAGCUCACGGUAUUCUUUGCACCAAAUAUCACAUUUAUUGAAUCUCCAACCCCGGACCACCACUGGUGUAUUCCAUUCACUGUGAAAGGGAACCCUAAGCCCACACUGCAGUGGUUCUAUGAAGGGGCUAUAUUGAAUGAGUCUGAAUACAUCUGUACUAAAAUACAUGUUAUCAAUCAAAGCGAAUACCAUGGCUGCCUUCAGCUGGACAAUCCUACCCACCUGAAUAAUGGUGCUUAUACCUUACUGGCAAAGAAUGAGUAUGGAGAGGAUGAAAAACGGGUGGAUGCUCAUUUCAUGUCGGUGCCUGGAGAUGGUGACGGAAAGAAUCCAAACUACCCUUUUUUCCUUUCCAAAGAAUAUGAAACCACGCCUAAUGAUCUUGGAGACACCACAAAUAACAGUAAUCAAAUCACUUCUACGGAUGUUUCCAACAAAGAGAAUGAAGAUAGCAUCACUGUGUAUGUUGUGGUGGGAAUUGCAGCACUGGUAUGCACUGGCUUAGUAAUAAUGCUUAUUAUUCUGAAGUUUGGAAGGCACUCUAAGUUUGGGAUGAAAGGUCCUUCUUCAGUUAUCAGCAAUGACGACGAUUCAGCCAGUCCCCUCCACCACAUCUCAAAUGGCAGUAACACUCCAUCUUCUUCUGAGGGGGGUCCUGACGCAGUCAUCAUUGGGAUGACAAAGAUUCCUGUCAUCGAAAAUCCCCAGUAUUUUGGAAUUACCAACAGUCAGCUCAAGCCAGACACCUUUGUGCAGCACAUCAAGCGCCACAAUAUCGUUCUUAAAAGAGAACUGGGAGAAGGAGCCUUUGGGAAAGUCUUUCUGGCAGAAUGCUAUAACCUCUGUCCCGAGCAGGACAAGAUCUUGGUUGCAGUGAAGACACUGAAGGAUGCCAGUGACAAUGCCCGCAAGGACUUCCACCGCGAGGCAGAACUGCUAACUAACCUGCAACACGAGCACAUCGUCAAGUUCUACGGCGUCUGUGUCGAGGGUGAUCCACUCAUAAUGGUCUUUGAGUAUAUGAAGCAUGGAGAUCUUAACAAAUUCCUCAGGGCACAUGGACCAGAUGCAGUACUGAUGGCAGAAGGCAACCGUCCUGCUGAGCUGACCCAAUCCCAGAUGCUUCACAUUGCACAGCAGAUUGCAGCUGGUAUGGUUUACUUGGCGUCACAGCACUUCGUGCAUCGUGAUCUUGCUACCCGGAAUUGUCUGGUUGGUGAGAACCUACUGGUGAAGAUUGGGGAUUUUGGGAUGUCUAGAGAUGUGUACAGCACAGACUACUAUAGGGUUGGGGGUCACACCAUGCUGCCCAUUCGUUGGAUGCCUCCAGAGAGUAUCAUGUACAGGAAGUUCACCACAGAAAGCGAUGUCUGGAGCUUGGGUGUUGUAUUAUGGGAAAUCUUUACGUAUGGCAAACAGCCAUGGUAUCAGCUCUCAAACAACGAGGUGAUUGAGUGCAUCACUCAGGGCCGAGUCUUGCAGCGACCUCGCACAUGCCCCAAGGAAGUGUAUGACUUGAUGCUGGGCUGUUGGCAACGGGAGCCUCACAUGAGGCUCAACAUCAAAGAAAUCCAUUCCCUCCUCCAGAACUUGGCCAAGGCAUCUCCAGUCUACUUGGAUAUUUUAGGCUAA